Molecule: messenger RNA, 5245 nt
Organism: Acanthochromis polyacanthus (spiny chromis)
Lineage: Eukaryota; Metazoa; Chordata; Actinopteri; Pomacentridae
Gene: anp32e
Product: acidic (leucine-rich) nuclear phosphoprotein 32 family, member E
Exons: 7
Coding region: 131-874 (247 amino acids)
Biological process (GO): regulation of apoptotic process
Cellular component (GO): nucleus
Molecular function (GO): phosphatase inhibitor activity; histone binding
Source: RefSeq, a predicted model, not a curated record
GGCGCGAGGUAUCAUGGAGGAUCAGUAGGCAGACUGCGGCCAGUAGAGGAGGGUAGCAAGCGCUCUGAUCCCCGGGACUUUCUCAACUGUUUACCGCCCGUUUCUCCACCACCACACCGGCUGCUUCACCAUGGACAUGAAGAAAAGAAUCGCCUUAGAGCAGCGGAACCGGAGCCCGGCAGAGAUAGCAGAGCUAGUGGUGGACAACAGUCGCUCUGCAGACGGGGAGGUCGAAGGUCUGACGGACGAGUUCACGGAGCUGGAGUUCCUCAGUAUGGUCAACGUGGGUCUGAGCUCGCUGGCUAAGCUGCCCUCACUGCCCAAACUACGCAAGUUGGAGCUCAGCGACAACAACCUGUCGGGUUCUCUGGAGACUCUGUCGGAGAAGUGUCCCAACCUGACCUACCUCAACCUGAGCGGGAACAAGAUCAAAGAGCUGAGCACCGUGGAGGCUCUGCAAAACCUGAAGAGCCUCCAGAGUCUGGACCUGUUCAACUGUGAGAUCACGUCUCUGGAGGACUACAGGGAGAGCGUGUUCGAGCUGCUGCCUCAGGUCACCUACCUGGACGGCUUCGACCAGGAGGACAACGAGGCGCCCGACUCUGAGGCCGACGACGAAGACGAGGACGGCGAGGACGGGGCGGGGCCGACCGGAGAUUACGAUGAGGACGACGACGAAGAGGAGGAUGAGGACGGCUCAGAGGGAGGAGAGGUGGGGCUGAGCUUUCAGGUGAACCGGGGCGAUCAGGACGAGGACGAGGAAGACUAUGCAGAGGAGGAGGAGGAAGAGGAUGCAGCGGGCGUUCAGGGACAGAAGAGGAAGAGGGACGUGGACGACGAGGGCGAGGAAGACGACGACGACGAGGAUGACUAGUCCUCCAGCCGAGCGUUGUCUGUGUGUCGUCCUGUCCCGUUUCUGUCCGUCUCAGUCCACCUCCGGACCCGACCUCCGCCAGACAGCAACCACGGCAACCACGGCGCUGCGACCCGAGAUAGUUGGUUUCAGUUUGUAAUAGAAUCACGUGUUUAUUUUUAGAUGAUAUAUGAGAUUUACAGAGAAAGAUUUUAUCUGAACUCCUCACGUUUCCCUUUAAAACCUGGUUCAGGAUCAAAGCUUGUGUCUGCCUCCUCUCCACAUCCUGGACUCUGGUCCUCGUCUCAACGUCUCGCUGGACGACUGAAGUCCGGCCGCAGUUUUCUGGUUCCUGACUGGAUUUCGGUGUGAUUUUGGCUCCUGCUUGUCCUCACAGAAACAGGGAGAUUUCUUUCACAGCUUCAGGGACAGCAGCUCUUCUCCUACUGGCACUAAAGGACCUUCUGAUGUAGAUUUCUGCUUAAGUCCAGUGCAGAUUCCAGAUCCGUUCGUCCCUCAGAUGCUCCUUUAAAUCAGAGAUCGCUCAGCUGGUACUGCACAUGAUUUAUUUUAUUGAACACGAUAACUGCACAUGCACAUAAAAUUACAAGUAGCUCAUCAAACAGAAGAAAACCAAACUGUUUCUUUGUGAAUCAUGUCAUGCGGCCUCCUCACAGCAACAUAGAAAAACUGAAACCCUAUAUGACAGCAGCAGCUACACUUUAGGAGCAACUUAACUCCUGCACUCAGGAAUUAAAUGGAUAUUUAUUUAAAAACUCAACAACUUCAAAACAUAUUGAAACCUUCCAUGUUUCCUUACAGCUUGUAGCUAAAAUAGUUUGUACAGAUGCUUUUUAAACAGCUGGCAGUGUCUGAAUCAUACACUGGUGUUCAGAGAAAGUGCAUCACCUAGAAACGUCUCCUUUUGCCACUUCCACUCACCUCUCACUUUGGAGCACAGAGGUCUAAAUUAACAAACUUGAUUUAAAAAGGCUGCAGCUUCUGUCUCAGUCCCUGUUACAUGAAACAAACUCGCAUGUUUUCUUGAGUGAAACCUGGAGGAGAUGCAGAGACAGAGCAGGAAACCUUUGAAGACAGCAGAUUUGUGUCCACCUAAAGUAAAAACAUAUUUGUCCGUGUAAAUAAUUAAUUUGCAACCCUGUAAAUCAUGUAAGAGCUGCAAGCCACAGCUAAUGUAAUAUUACAUCAUCACCUGCGUCUGUUUUUGUCUGGUGCAGCCUGUUAGAACUCUUGUUUCAGGUUAUUCUGAUAAUAAUUAGAUUUUAAAGCGCGAUGCACUUUGUUUGAACAUCUGUGUAGUUCAGCUGUGGAGUCGAUUUAAAGCUAACAGAGACUCUUCCUCCUGCUCCGGCCGUUUACUUUAAACCUCUGAACUCCAAGCAGGUUCUGGGCGUUUUUAGCUCCUGUCACAUUUUUACUCAGUGUGGGCUCAUUUGUCAGUACUGGAAAAUAACUGGAGACUCCACACACUGUAGAUAUUUUACUACUAAGAUUUUUAAUUUGUCUCCUCUCUGUGUAAACGCAGCCUGCAGUGAGGAAAAUGAACUUUUGUCACGUGAAGCUGACUCGCUAAUAGCUUCAUGGUUGCACCGUGGAGUGCAGAUUAUUUUUAGGUUUUACACAAUCUGGUCAGAGAAAACAAUUUAUCUUAGACAAUUUUUUAAUUGAGACGUGUAAAGGGAUUUUAAUGAAACAUUGAUAAAGUUUUUUGACUCAAAAGCACAUCAUGGAUGAGUACUUCAAAGAAUGUCGGACAGUUGAAAAUCUAAUUUAGGUUUUCCAGUUUCUGGUGAAUACAUUUUUUUCAUUUGGCAACUUUUUUUUUUUUAAGGCAGCAUGCCUGUUAAACCCGCCGGCGGGUUUUGGUGUUCAGAGGUUUAAACAGCAGAGUGCUCUAAUUACAUGUUUCUAAUGAAAUGAGAACAAAAGUGACAAUCUUUAAAGCUUCAUGCAGUCAUAUAGUCGGUGUGAGCGCCACCUGGGACAACACAGGUCUCGUAAUCUGCACUGGAUUUUAUUUAUUUUCUUCCUGCAAGCUGGAACCAUCAAAGUCGGAGCUUCACCUGCAGCAGAAACCUCUCCUCUGGACCUUCUUUUUCCUUCCAGCUUUUUACUGUUCGGCAUCAGAGACGGUUCUGCAGGAAAAGGACGUGAACACGUUCUCAGGAGCCUCGAACAGGACAGACCAUCCACACCGAAUCUGAUCCUCAACCUUCUGACAGACCAGAGAACAAGAAGUGGCUUCGUCCUGCAGCCAUAUCAGUGUGAGCGGAGCGGAGAGGAGAGCGCCCCCUUCAGGACCGCACAGCCAGUCAGGGAUGUUCACUCGGCCCCGUCACAGUUAGAGAUAUGCAGACCUGCUGUCGCUCAGGUCCACAUAGGAGAUCCUAGUGAUGAUCAUAUUCCCAGUGUGUGUUUGAUUUGUUGUAGGGGGGAGAUGGGGGGGCGGGUGGGAGGAAUAUUUAGUUCUGAUGUGUUUUUUUCUUUUGUGUUAUUGAUCAGCAGCUGUUGAUGUUUUUAGUUUGAUGUAAAACCGAGCGGCUCAUCCUCAAACUGCCCAUCCCUGCGUGAUGAUCACACCGCCGCCGUGUCGCACUUCAGGCUCCGCCUCCGACAAAACGACCCCCAGUUUGACCUGAGCUUGCUGAAGAUGUUUCAUGUAUGGUGCAUUCAGGUCACAAUCAGAAAACAAACAAGUAUUAAGAAAUGUCUCGAAAACAGACACGUUUAAAUUGAGCCAACUUUAUUUAUGCUUGUUGAUGUUUAGUGACUUUUAUUUUCCAGCGUUUGUUGCUGAGCAGGCUGCAGGUUUACUUCCUGAUUCACCUGAACUCAAAUGCCUCAGGUGAUCCCACCGCUUUGAGUAUUGGAGUAAGCAGGUUGCUUUUCAUGAUGCUACCUUCUGCUUCCUCUUUCCUCCUGGAAAUCGUUCCCCCUCCACCAUCAUGGAGGGUUUUCCUGUUAUUUUAUUGCACCUUGAGGAGACGAGGAGGCUUCAGGAGGAGCUCAGAGAUGAAACUCAUUUCUCAUUUGGCAGCUUCGGCUCGUCCGUCCUCGCGUCACUUCUUUACGUCUCAGCUUUUCCUAGCAUCAUGAAAAGCAGCCACAGUGUUUUUCUUUGUAGGAGGUGGAGCCUGAAACCAGACACACCUGUCACGUCUGAUUCAGGUGUCGCUGCUCUCUGCAGCUUUUAACUCUACUUCCUCCGGCUGCGUUAACGAGGACCAAACCCGACCUGGCAGGAAUGAAACGAAUCCUUCAGAUACUUAAUCCUUUACUAGCACAGACAGAAUGAUUGAGUCCAUCAGCAAUCUGAAGAUACUUUUAUCUGUUCGUUUGCGUCCUGAAGCGUUCUGUUUGGUCCUGAUGAAGCAGCUGAUCUGACUUUUAACGAACUGCUGUAAACUUUUAGCUUUUCUUGCAUUUACUCUCCUAAAAACAACACGUCUGUUUGAAAACACCUGCUCUAAUCAAAUGCUGUUUUUAUAAGAUUCAGCAAAUAUCUCCUCAUGGGCUGCGAGCUGUUCCUUCUGUGCGCGUUGAAAAUAAAACCCAGUGUUCGUACGCAGCCUUGGCUCUGAUAAUUAGAAAUGAAGCAGGUCAGAUCCACCAAACGACAGCGAGGCUCGGGUGUAAAAACGACACAUGAAAAGUUUCCAAUGUGCUGACAAGAUUCUCAAAAUGUCCUGGAAGUGGCGAGUUAUUUAUACGUAAUCCAGUCAUAUCAUGUUACCAACAGCUGCCAAACUGAACUCUGUGGUUAGUCAGUUUAAGAAGUUUUUCUAAAUUUAGAGAAACUUUAAGGAAAUAAACUUAAUUUACGUGUUUGAGUAAGUAAUCAGCCGACUCAUAUGCAUUUGCUGGUUUUAAAUAACUCAAAAAUCUGUUCAAUAAACUCAUUCCCACCACUGUGAGUACUAAAAAAUAUUCACAAAGAGACGAAAUGAUCAGUCAGUUAAUUUCAAAACUAUUUGGAAGAUGAAUUGUUUAUGAGUGAUGGUUCAUGAACCAUGAGUAAUGAUAGCUUAGAAAAAUCUGGUGUGUGUUUAAACUGGUGUGUUGUUUUAGGGAGUGUAAAGGUCAAAGGUCACGUCUGUCGGACCUGCUGAGGUCAGGGUCGACUCCGGUUUUUAAGGCAAUAUUGUAAAUAGACUCUGGGCUCAGCUUCGGGUUGGUUUUUAUUUUUUAAACAUGUUUGUUUCCUGCAGCGAGGUGGUAGUUGAUCCCGUCUCCGACCUCUGACCCCGGCUCCUCCGUCAGCUGUUACUCCCCCUCCGUCGUCCGUCUGUGGGGAAAAACUGUGUUUGACUUUUUGUGGUGUAACAAAAAACAUGUCGAGGGUUUUGAAUAAAAAAUACAAAAGGAAAACUG